Molecule: messenger RNA, 3891 nt
Organism: Pristis pectinata (smalltooth sawfish)
Lineage: Eukaryota; Metazoa; Chordata; Chondrichthyes; Rhinopristiformes; Pristidae
Gene: tiparp
Product: TCDD-inducible poly(ADP-ribose) polymerase
Exons: 8
Coding region: 237-2237 (666 amino acids)
Molecular function (GO): zinc ion binding; NAD+ poly-ADP-ribosyltransferase activity
Source: RefSeq, a predicted model, not a curated record
GCUGAUCGCCGCUCUCCUGCAGCCCCCGGACUGCGCUCCGGCUCCAACCCAAGCCGGCCGGCCGGCCUGCCUGCCUGCCUUCCACGGCCGCCCGAUGAGAGUGCGGCCCCUCACUCCCAGCACCCCCGUCCUCCCCAAGGCCGAGACCAUCGGGCGCUAACCGACCGCAGCUCCGAGCAGCAGGAGCCUGAAGCUGAAACCCAUACGAAAGGUCGGCGAGUCUCCACGGUGUGAGCAUGGAGAAGAGUUUGGCCGGUUCGGCGAGGAGCCCGGGCAGGGCGGCGGUGCUAGGCUGCUCCAGGCCUCCAGCCUUUGCACCAGAGCUGGCUCCCGGCAACAAAGUGCCGCUUCUCAACCCUUUCCUCAAGAAGAAACACGCCCAGAGGCAGCUGGAGGCGAGGAAUCUCCGAGCUCUGGGAUUGAUCCUCACCAGUUUGCUGCGGUCGGACAAAUUAGGCGACGGGGUGUUUCUUUCCCGGAGCUGUGAAGAAAACCGGACCGGUUUAUUUGAACCGUUGAAAAAUGACUCUGAUGAGAAUCAGGCGUGCUCUAAAUCGGGAAGCGAUGUUUCCACACUAAUGCCGUCUGCGGGGAGCCUUGACCAGAUGCGGCAACCGCCAGCCUUGCAGCACGGUGCCCAGGAGCCUGGGGGCCCCGCCGAUCACUCCUUCGCCACCGAGGCAUCUGCAAUGAUCUCCACUGCUGCAAACUUGCCAUUCCAGAUUUCGACACAUUCCACCCAAGAUGCUGUCACCACAGAGUGCUUCGACAUUACGGGCCAACCUCAUGUCAAUAGCUUGUAUCAAAGCCCUUUAUGUCCCAAUCUGUUUAAUCAGGUUAAUACCGAGAAAGAUUUAAAGACUGGCAUUUUUCAGGAUAAGAGCGAAGAGGCAUCAAUCGAUUUAGUCUUUGAUCUUUUGACCCAGUUACAAUAUCACACUCAUCAGGACGAUGGAAUAGAAAUAUGUGAAGAAUUUUUGCAGGGUAUUUGUGCUUAUGGAAAUGACUGUCCAAAACAUCACACCGUGCUACCUUAUCAGUGGCAGUUGAAAAAUAUUAUAACUCAGGCUUGGCAAGCAGUGCCAGACGAGGCACAGGAACAUUUAGAAAGACUCUACUGCAAUCCUGACAAUGACCAAAUCAAACUCCAAUAUCAGGGGCGUGUUUUCUCACUGGAUUUUAAUUUAAUGGCAGUUUAUGAUGUAGAAUUUAACCAAGUGAGGAGAUUGUCUACUGCUUCCGUAGCAAGUUCUGGCUCACAAUUUCACACUGUUUGGAAGUACUAUUGCAGGGAGCACUUUGGCUGGAGAGAAUAUUCUGAGGCAGUUGUUCAAUGCAUUGAGGAAGCCUCAUCUCGAGGUAUGAGUGAGAUUUGUUUUGUGAUGCAGCAAAAUAGGUACAUACUGAAUUUAAUGGAGGGCUUUCAGCAGAAUGCUGUCUUUGGCACUCGGCGAAGAAUCACCCGACGACCCUUAUUUCGCUCCCCUGUCCUGCUGAUACCCUGUUUACAAACUUUGGGUGGCACAACAGGCACUCUUGCAAAGUUACCAGAGGGAUCAAUUUCUCCACAGAUCGACUUCCCUGCUGUGACUCCCCCUUCAAAAGUCUAUCCUGAAACAUGGAUUUCAAUGGAACUAUUAGAGGAUUUCAUUCAAGUGCCAGUUUCUAUAGAAGACAAAAGCUACAGGACUGUAUAUAAUCUUUUCCAUAAAACUAUACCCGAAACCAAAUUUAAGAUAUUGAAUAUUCUAAGAGUACAAAAUCCAUAUCUUUGGGAGAAGUAUAAAAGGAAAAAGGAGUACAUGUCACGAAAGAUGUCUGAGAUGGAUAAGAUCCUAAAUGAAAGGCACUUAUUUCAUGGGACCUCCCAGGAUGUAGUGGACGCAAUCUGUAAACACAAUUUUGAUCCCAGGGUGUGUGGAAAACAUGCCACCAUGUUUGGACAAGGCAGUUAUUUUGCAAGAAAGGACAAGGAAUGGUGGAGUGUUCUCCCAUGCUCCACAAGAAAUCCAUGGAUCUUUGCUGUCUCAGACUUCGCUCUCCCACCACAAAAUAUUUGUCUGCUGACUCCUUUGCAUGAACCUCAGUCAAUUCCUGCAAGUUGCUGGUGCUGCUUUCCUCCUGCAAUAAAUACCCUGGUCAUCAAGUUGGCAGGCCUACCACUUCCUAUUCCUAAGAGGCAUUUAAUAAAGGUUCAAGAAUUGCAAUGCAUUGAUGGGGGAUGUGACUUAACCUGAUGUUAAAGUAUUUCUGUGAGCAGAACUUGCUAUUCCUCAUCAAUCAAGUUGAAGCUAGCUCUGUGAAGCAUGUUGCUACUAGAAGAUUGCCUCAGAUAAGUAUAGACCUGGAAAGUAGGUGAGCAGCUAAAGCAGGUGACUUGCUAAUCUAAGGAAAUUCCAAGCCUGUUGUACACUUUAAUAAAACAAUUAAUGAAGCGAUACAGAUAAGCAGUGUUAAUAUUUCUUGUGAAAUGUUCACUUGAUGGAAUUGAAUGAAAUGCCUGAAUUAAAUAUUACAAAAGGAAUCAACCUAAUAUUUCUAUUACAGUGGAAAUGUCUUAAUGAUAAGCACAAUCAUUAGUAGUUAUUAGUCUAGUUGAUGUAAGUGAGCUUCAAUGAAUGAGAAAUUACAUGGAGUACUCAAGAAUCAGAAUCAGAAGGUAGAGUAGCGGUUAGCAUAACACUAUUACAGCGCCAGCGACCCCGGUUCAAUUCCUGCUGCUGUCUGUAAGGAGUUUGUACGUUGUCUGCUUGGGUUUCUUCUGGGUGCUCCGGUUUCCUCCCACAUUCCAAAGACGUGCAGGUUAGGAGCUGUGGGCAUGCUAUGUUGGCGCCGGAAGAGUGGUGACACUUGCGGGCUGCCCCCAGAACACUCUACGCAAAGAUGUAUUUCACUGUGUGUUUCGAUGUACAUGUGACUUAUAAAGAUAUCUCACCUUAUCUUAUUUUACUUCAUUUGACAAAAAGUCUUCCCCAUUUUACUCCCUUUAUUCAAGAAAGAGCUGGGAAAUUUCUCCAUUUGAUAAUAUUGAUUGCUCAAUUAACACCAUGAAAAUAGUGUCACCAACCGCCUCUGUGUUGGGGAUACAGUACCUUGUAACCCUCUACCCAGUAUAUACCUUUUUACUGUUCAAUGUCUACUGUAAUGUUAAUGAGACUCGGGCAUCAUAAUAGAACCCUUCCUUCUCAGUAUGGACUCCUGGAAUGUAUCAUGUCUAGUCAUGUAAUUCUUUCUUCAAAAGCAGACAGAAUAUAAAUCUUAUCAGACCUAGAUUAGACUUUAGACUAACAAGUGCUUUUAUUUACAUAAGGCCAGUGAAUGAACAAUAAGUAUUACAACAAAAUGAAAUAGAAUUUUCUCUGCUUGUUACAAAAAUUAGUAAAGUUACUCUUCAAAAUUAGACAUUAAGAUGAAGAUUUACUUGCUCUAAAGGCUAAAUCCUCUAUCUAGCCUUUCUUAGUUAAUUUUAAUGGGUGAAAAUUCUUACGUCUGCCCAUUGAACAUAUGACUGUUAGCAUGUUGGAUGCAUGAUUAUUUGGAUUGUGACACAUGACAAAAAUACAAACUGCUAAGCAGAAAAUCCAGCGGAAUCCAUGUUAAGUAGUAGUUCGGCUAAAAUGUUAAUUUCUCAAUUUUCGGGUCUGCAUUCCCCCAGAUUUAUCUGGCAAUGUUGAUUUUACUGGAUAGUUCUUUUGCUUGGUUCUGAGUGGCAAUAAAUUGAAAGAAAUGGAUCUUAAGGUAUGUUUGGUGUUUUGUUUGCUGAUUUAAUGUACAGCAUAGGCUGGUUUUACAAGUGCACAAUCUUGCCAGGCAAUCUUAGGAGCAUGUGCCAGUACAUUUGCAUCUUGUAUGCUGUACAUUGGUACAGAUACAGAGACAAGCACUAGAUCA